AUGUCGAUAGACAAGAGCAGCAAUGGAGGGCAGGCUAUUGUCCGUCCGCCCGCGCAUCCGGUUCCGCAAUUACAAAAUCCAUUCGAGGAGUCGAUGCUGGAAUCAAUAAGUGAUCAGAUGGCGGAAGAGGUCCCUACUGAUGCCAUGACGCGGCGAACAAUGCUUCUCGAGGCGCCCACCUAUCAACGGGUUAUUGCGGGCAGGUGGAAGCAGAAACCAGGCGAGAAAUAUCACCCGUUGUGGAAACUCGUGGCACAAUUAACUUUUGGAAUGCAUCUGUUAUCACAGAACAUGGCCAUCUCAGAAGAGGAGGUCAUGAGGAUCCUGCAAUCCCACGUCGACGAUAUCGAUGCCUUCCUAGAACGCACCACAGAAGACUUCGAUCUUGCACAAAGCGAUAUCCACGAGAGAAUACGUUGUCUCAAGCUUCCACUCGCACAUGGAGAAGUAUUUGAUCGAAUGCUGGAGGAUCGAGCGUUUCGCGCAUCGAUCCUCGAUGGAAACGAAAAGAUCGACCACGUCAUUGGCCGGACCAAGAAAGCGGCAAAGGAUGCACUAAAGGACGUCCAGAAGGGAUUCGAUGCAACCAAUGUCAUGGAAAAAUACCUGUCCAAGUUAAGCUCAACAUGGAGGAGAGAAUCGCCCGAGCAUGAAGCUGUUCUAGUGGCUAUGCUUGGGAAUGUUGAAGGAUGGCGCCGAGCUUUCUUGGAGUUGCAUUUACAAGGAAACAAAUUGGCUGGGUCUCUGAAGAAGCUUGCGGAGGUGGUUUCCGAGAUGCAGCAGAGAGCUGCGACGGUCAGCAGAAAUCUUGUGGCUAGAGCUCAGAAGACGAAACACAUUACUUCACAGGAUGCUGGUCGUGUGCCAUCCCAGUUAGGAUCCAUCGCCGAACACAAACCGCUACCGAGUGAACCAGGUCGACAACACUCGACGAGAAAUUCAUCUCGGAGUACUCAACUCACUAGCUUCUCCAGUCGACCAAAUAGCGGCCAGAAGUCAAGUCAAGGAAUGACCUCGCAAACACAGUCUCUCGGUCAUCAAUCACCGCAAUCCUCAGAACCAAGAAGACCAGGCCACGCAGAAAUGCCUGGACGCUCGUUUUCAUCCGAGGUGAUGGCGAUCGAAGGGCCGCAGUAUGCUGCAGACCGAAUGCGUAGCCUAGGCGGAUUGCUCAUUCAACCCAGCGAGGAGCUGCUCGUUGAGCUUCCGGCCGACGUCCCUGAAGAUGCGCUCCGACAAGCACCGGUCUCGAUCAAGAACCGAUUGAGUAUGACACUAGGGCUGAAGCCAAAGGACAAUGCAAGUCACCGCAUCUCCAGUGUCUACUAUCCCAAAGCAUUGGGUGAUCUCUUGAAAUCUCCUGCGAUAUCUUCGUUAUUACUUACACCACAGGCUGGAAAAUCGAUGGGCACACCUGUGCAGGCCAUGAUAUCGCCUGUCAUGUCGGAAGGCGAAGCUGGGUUCUUUCUCUCCCACGAGCAAAGCCCCUCGAUCGGAUUUUUCAACACGGAUUACAAGAAGGGCGCCGACUCUGCCAAAGCGUCUCCAGCAGCUGCUCAAGCAUCGGCUCGAGCUUCGAUAGUGGAUCCAUCUAGGCCGGUAACGCGUCGGUCAUCAAUUCCUAACCUGGCGUUUACUUCGCACCCCGUUGUGAUGGCUAUGGCAUCUCCUCCGGUCGAGCUUCCGGCCCCGGUUGAGCCAGCGGCGAGGGAAGAGCGGUCAAACUCUUCCGCAUCGAGGAAAGGCUCCCAACUCUCAAGCCUGGGGGAACCUGGGCCAGAGCUGAACGAGGCUGAAAUGACACGGUCGGCCUCUGAAUCGGCGUUGGAGACGAGAAUUCUUAUUGACACAUCCACCGUUACCGUUGCUAUUGUGCCGGCGUCUGCUGAGGAGACCUUUGCAGCUGCACAGCAAAAGGCCGAGAGCGAUACGCAGAAUCAGCUCCAAAGCCAAUUGGAGAUGUCAACAGAAAACGCAGUCAAGGCCAUACAAGAAGGCGUGGCAGUGCCUUUGCGCCCGCAAUUGACGGCUACAGCACCUCCGCCGACCGAAGAGGUGGGACAUGCCGAUGAAGGAAAAAUACAAGUUGCCGUUGGAGCACCCGCUAGAGUUGAAAGCGAAGAUUCAGCUCAAGCAAAUUCCGACGACACACCAAAUGAUAUGCUUGCUCAGAAAGUUGACGGCCCCAGUCCGAAGACAGAAUUCAUUGCCGAGUUAGAAGCCAUUGUUCCCAAACCUCUUUAUUUCAAGCCGACGAAAGAUUUUGGACUGGUGGAAUUGGAAGCUCCGCACCAAACAUUCAAGCUGCCUCCGAGACCCGUUGCAGUCACUGAGAAUUCAGAAAAAGAAGCUCCUGGCGCCAGUCAAGGCCAGCGGGAAGACUUCAUCAAGCUGCCGACCGAAGUUACGACUAAGCCUGGCAUGAAGCCCAAGGACUUUGGAAACUCGGACACACCAGAGCCGAUCCGACCCUUGAAGUUGAAACUCACCAAGAAAGAUGGCAAGAUUGUCCCUGUCCAGGUCUCCAGCCCUGGCGAAAGUUCGAAAUCAUCGGUGGGGAGUCCUGGCCCCAAGCUCAAAAUAGAUAUCGUUGCAGACAUCAUUGAGAGACUCUCGUAUACACCGCCGGGUUCACCUAUCCAUGCCAGGUCAGCUUCGAGCGUCUCUUCAAAUUCAGCGCAGCGCUGGUCACACCGAUCAUCACGCUCGCUGGGACCACCAGAGCAGGCUCCGGCGCCGCCCGCUCCGGGAGGUCGACCGAUGGUGGAACCCGACUUCGCCACGGCGGGACAGUUUGAGGGGGAGCGCAAGCAAAAGAAAAAGAAAACCAGCAAUAUGAGUGGAGGGAGCAAGAGUGGUUGGAAAAAUCUGUUCCGGGGAAGCAUUGCGGACAACAGUAGUGCCGGCGGCGCACAGAGUUCAGAAGGAGGUUCCAUAAAAACGAUGACAACGGCAACAACGACCACGAAUGCUUCUGCGUCAGCAUCAAGAUCAGGCGCAGAGGCAGUUCCGCCCACCCAAGCGGACAUGAUGACAACGUCUGGCAAAGACGUGCUUUGGUUCAGGGGCGAUACGAAGAAAUGA
Cladophialophora psammophila CBS 110553 is the source of this 3084-nucleotide messenger RNA. RefSeq lists its product as uncharacterized. NCBI's taxonomy places the organism in Eukaryota, Fungi, Ascomycota, Eurotiomycetes, Chaetothyriales, Herpotrichiellaceae. The record is from RefSeq and is a predicted model, not a curated record. The coding region runs from base 1 to 3084 and encodes 1027 amino acids. The transcript is spliced from 2 exons.